Messenger RNA from Laccaria bicolor S238N-H82, 1896 nucleotides. RefSeq lists its product as uncharacterized. Gene Ontology annotation, molecular function: carnitine O-acetyltransferase activity. Gene Ontology annotation, biological process: carnitine metabolic process. Lineage: Eukaryota; Fungi; Basidiomycota; Agaricomycetes; Agaricales; Hydnangiaceae. The coding region runs from base 1 to 1896 and encodes 631 amino acids. The transcript has 5 exons. Gene Ontology annotation, cellular component: mitochondrion; peroxisome. The record is from RefSeq and is a predicted model, not a curated record.
AUGUCCAAACCCCGUCACUCCUCCACCACAGCACCGCAGGAUCCUCCACCAGGCUACGCCAUCGACCCCACUGCUCCUCCAAUACUCCGAUACCAAGCUUCCCUCCCCUCCCUCCCCGUUCCAACCCUCCAAUCCACAUGCGCAAAAUACCUCGAAACAGUGCAACCGCUUCUAACUCCCUCCGAAUAUAACAACACCCAAUCCUCUGUCUCCCAAUUCCUUGCCUCCUCACAGGCCGCGGAACUCCAACGCCGUCUCCAAGAAAGGGCAGCAACGCCCGGGGUACAGAAUUGGCUCAGCGACUGGUGGAAUGAAGCAGCGUAUAUGGGGUACCGCGACCCAGUGGUGGUGUUCGUGAGCUACUUCUUCGUGCACGUGGAUGAUCGUAUGAGGAGGGACCCAGCCAAGAGGGCGGCGAGCCUGAUCAAGGCCAUGUUGCCUUUCCGGGAUCUUACUGAGAGUGGAAAAUUAGAACCUGAAAAAGUAAGAGGUGCACCACUGUGCAUGGAAUCCUAUAAAUGGCUCUUCCACGCCUCGAGAUACCCCGCCAAACCAUCGGACACAGCGGCAAAGUUUGACCCCCCCACGAACAACCACAUCGUUGUCAUUCGGAAGAAUCGCUUUUUCGUUGUACCCCUUGCGCACCCCAACGGGGAAGAAUUAUCCUAUUCUGAGCUUGAAGCACAAUUCAACCACAUCAUCUCUGUUGCAGGGCCAACACCGUUCUCUUUCCCAAUCGGCGCCCUGACAUCAGACAGCAGGGAUCUAUGGACCGACGCGCGUUCUGCUCUUAUAGCUGCGUCUCCAAAAAACGCGGAACUUCUCCAGAAAAUUGAGAGCGCAAUGAUCGUGGUGGCGCUGGACGACUCGAAGCCUGUUACGCGGGACGAUAUCAGCUGGGCAACGUGGGUGGGCAAUGGCAGGAAUAGGUGGUAUGACAAACACCAGUUGAUCGUGUACGAGAACGGCCGCUCCGGAUUCCUAGGCGAACACUCCUGCAUGGACGGGACACCCACACUACGGAUGAACGAAUUCGUCCUCGCCUCCAUCGCAUCUAACAAAGUUCCCCUCACUCCCUCUUCCGUCCCCAUCGACAUCACCUCCCUCCCCCCCGUCUCAGAGCUCCAAUUCACCCUCAACGACACCACCAAAUCCCUCAUCCGCGCCUCCGAAAAACGGUUCGACGACCUAGUAGGCGCACACGACCUGCACGUCCUCCACUACGAAGGCUUCGGUAAAAACCUCCUGAAGAAACAUAAAUUCUCACCCGACGCCGGCGCCCAACUCAUCCAACAACUCGCGUUUCACAAAAUGUUCGGGCGGCCCGGGGUGACGUAUGAAUCUGCGCAAACGCGGAAAUUUAAGUUGGGGAGGACGGAGGUUAUCAGGAGCGCUAGUAAAGAGUCGAAAACAUGGGCAGAAGCCAUGCUUUCUACUUCUCCUUCUUCCCCUUCCUCUUCCUCACCACGGGAAUUGAAAGCGCUUUUCGGGAAAGCCGUGGCUAGGCAUAUGCAGUACUCUGCUUGGGCUGCGGAUGGUCAGGGGGUGGAUAGGCAUUUGUUUGGGUUGAAGAAGUUGGUGAGGGAGGAUGAGGAGGUGCCUGCGAUUUAUAAGGACCUGGCGUUUGGGAGGUCGAGUCAUUGGGAGUUGAGUACGAGUCAGUUGAGUUCGAGGUUCUUUGAUGGGUGGGGAUAUGGAGAAGUGGUCCCUGACGGGUACGGCCUCUCAUACUCGAUAGGCGACAACUAUAUCCGGUGGACAAUCACGUCGUUGAAGAGGGACACGAAGGUGUUGAAGCAUUACUUGGCAGAGGCGGCGAGUGAGGUGAAGGCUAUGUUGGAGGCUGCGGAAAAGGCAGAGGUGAAGGCGGUGGAGAAGGAGGAUGCAAAGUUGUAG